This is a messenger RNA of Myodes glareolus (Bank vole), 3581 nucleotides long. It is a transcript of the gene Mroh6, whose product is annotated as maestro heat like repeat family member 6. Gene Ontology annotation, cellular component: cytoplasm. NCBI's taxonomy places the organism in Eukaryota, Metazoa, Chordata, Mammalia, Rodentia, Cricetidae. The record is from RefSeq and is a predicted model, not a curated record.
CACAACUUCACUGGAAGAGUGGUAGCAGGUGCCACUGGUAGGAACACCAUGGCUGGGGGUGUGUGGGGCCGGGGCCGAGAUGGCCCUGUGGGGUCCCUAACUCUGACAGCUCUAGCUGAAGGAAUCCGGGCUAACCAGGGGCAGCCUGUGGGAUCCUCUUCUACAGGCCCUCAGGCUGAGCCCCUGGAGCUUGAACCUGAGGCUGAGACCUACAUUCAAACACUCACCCCUGCCUCUGAGGGCCAGCCUGAGAAUGAAGUGCAACCCCCCACAGCGGGCAGUGAGAACUGUUCCCCACAGGAUGCCCAGGAGCCAGGCCCUGAGAGACCCUACCAGGCCUCCCAGUAUUCCUGGGAGGAAGGAGCCUUGGCAGACCUUGCCUUGUAUACAGCUGCCUGUUUGGAGGAGGCUGGUUAUGCCGGGACCCAGGCAACUGCGCUCACUCUGUCCUCAGCCCUGGAAGCCCAGGGACAACGACUGGAGGACCAGGUCCACAGUCUGGUGCGUGGGCUCCUGGUACAGGUACCUAGCCUGGCAGAGGGAAGACCGCGGCGGGCAGCCCUCCGGGUGCUGAGCGCACUGGCUCUGGAGCAUGCGCAGGAUGUGGUGUGUGCUCUGCUACCCAGUUCACUACCCCCAGACCGGGCAGCCGCUGAGCUGUGGCGAAGCCUGAGCCGGAACCAGCGCGUAAAUGGGCAGGUGCUGGUGCAACUGCUGUGGGCACUGAAGGGCACGGCGGGUCCUGAGCCUGGGGCACUGGCAGCCACACGCGCUCUUGGGGAGAUGUUGUCAGUCUCUGGCUGCGUGGGAGCCACUCGAGGCUUCUACCCCCACCUGCUGUUAGCACUGGUCACACAGCUGCAUGAGCUGGCUCAAGGUGUUCAUUCCCCUGAGAGCCCUAAAGUUUGGGAGCCUUCUCACCGAGGGCCACCUCACAGUCAUGCCAGCUGCACAGUGGAGGCCUUGAAGGCCCUGCUCACAGGGGAUGGUGGCCGAAUGGUGGUCACGUGUAUGGAGCAAGCAGGAGGCUGGAGGAGACUGGUAGGAGCCCACACGCACCUGGAGGGUGUCCUGCUGCUGGCCAGUGCCAUGGUGGCGCAUGCCGAUCACCAUCUCCGAGGCCUUUUUGCAGACUUGCUUCCUCGGCUACGAAGCACCAACGAACCGCAUCGCCUCACAGCUAUGGCCUUCUUUACUGGGCUGUUGCAGAGCCGGCCCACUGCACGACUCUUACGGGAGGAUGUCAUCCUGGAGAGGCUUCGAACUUGGCAGGGCGACCCAGAGCCCACCGUGCGCUGGCUAGGCCUACUUGGUCUUGGCCACCUUGCAAUGAAUCGUGGGAAGAUAAGGCACGUGAACACGCUGCUGCCGGUACUCCUUAGAGCGCUGGGCGAAGGCGACACGCGGCUCGUGGGUGCUGCACUGGGCGCGCUGCGGAGACUGCUGCUGCAGCCGGGAGCACCGGUGAGGCUCCUCAGCUCUGAGCUGCGACCACGCCUCCCGCCGCUACUGGACGAUGCUCGGGACUCUGUCCGUGCUUCGGCAGUGGGACUCCUUGGAACGCUGGUGCGGCGGGGUCAGAGAGGGCUCCGGUUGGGGCUUCGGGGACCCCUGAGGAAAUUGGUGCUGCAGAGUCUGGUGCCGCUGUUGCUGCGCCUACAUGACUCCAGCCAGGAUGCUGCUGAGAGCUCAGAGUGGACAUUAGCUCGCUGUGACCAGGCCCUUCGAUGGGGCCUGCUGGAGGAGAUGGUCACUGUGGCUCACUAUGACAGCCCUGAGGCUCUAAGCCGUGUCUGCCACCGCCUGGUUCAGCGAUAUCCAAGCCAUGUUAAGCAUUUCCUGAGUCAGACCCAGGGCUACCUGCGGAGCCCACAGGACCCCUUGCGCCGGGCCGCCACUGUGCUCAUAGGCUUCCUCGUCUAUCACGCUAGUCCCAGCGGAGUCAGUCAGGACCUGUUGGACUCUCUGUUCCAGGACCUAGGACAGCUGCAGGGUGACCCGGAGUCUGCGGUUUCUGCGGCAGCGCACGUGUCUGCCCAGCAGGUGGCGUUGCUUGCUCGGGCGCAGGUCCGACCACAUCGCCCCAGCCUCUUACGCUUCAUCCGCCAUCACUCAUAUCCUGCAAGGCCCCAUCCACUCUAUGACGAUAGUCCAUUCCUACGCCGGAGCCGUGCAAGCCGAUGGAACUGCCCUGAACCUCGGUGAACCAGGCCUGGUAUCCAGAUGCACGUGCACACAUUAUCCAUGUCGUCACCAAUCCCUGCUCCAGCAGAUCCGCAGAAGUCUAUUCAAACGUCACCCUGGGCCUAGUGCUGGACACUGGUGCUCACUGCCCUGUAACUACUUUCUAUGGGCCCACCGUGUGACAACUGUGUCGCCGAUGGCACGUUCCAUCUAAAGUCCCUUCUGUAGUCUUGGUCCAUCUAUUUAUUCUCUGCCAGGCGAGUUCUGUCAGCUCUCUGGAGUGUGCCCUCUGCUCUAGCUUGGACUUGGCACCUGUCCUGGAUAGCAUCUGCUUCCCAAGCAAGGGUCUGAUGGAGGUACUGAAGGUGAUGCCACCGUAGGCUAUCCUGCCCCCUUCCUAGGGUUCAGUAUGCCUAGUUGUACCUCUCAUGGCUCUCAUAGUCAUGUCAGUAGCCUGUCAUCUCUGUUUCUUCUUCCAUUCUCUAUUCCUUACAGUUGUCCCGGCUUAUGUCCCCUAUGUUCUUGAGGUUAUGUUGUCCAGAGGCAUUGACCUGCUCUCCUGUCCAUACCUGCUGUCCCUACUCCUUUGGAUAACCAAUCCAUUUCCUACCCACCUGAACAAUGGUGUUCUCUAGAAGGUAUUUCUAACAUCCCUUUAUGCUGGAGAGCCCAAGCAGGGAUUGCACCCGUGGGUUGAAAUGUGGGAAGCAGGCACUCCGCACCCACCAGACUGUGAAUGGGUAUGUCAUUACCCAAUGUCCUCCUGUACAGGACUCAAAUGGGAAGGCAUAGCUGGAUAGACAGGAAGAGCCAGCCAUAGUUGUGACCUCACCCCUCCAGGCGCUUGGCAUAGGCAGCUUCCUCCACUUAGAAUGCCUACCCUGGAAUGUCCUCAGGCUGCAGGAAGGGCCUCCUCACAAACACAGGAUAUGCACAGGGUGAUAAUGAGCAGGAAGCUGUUUCCCCACCUUGGAGUCCUUUUGGGACAAGCAUGGGAUCCUACUUACUUAGCAUCUACAUGGAAUGUGUUCAAAAUAAAUAUGAAUGGCUGGCAGUGGUUGGCCAACCGUCUUAGAAAGUGUGGCUGGCAGGGGUUGGCCAACCGUCUUAGAAAGUGGUGGGAUGAACUGCUGCUCAGGAUUCAGCUUGGCUCAAGGUGAGCAAGGCAGUAUGCAGCAAGACUAAUGGCAGGGGCCGGGGAGCUGACUCAGUGGUAAAGGGUACUUUGGAUGCUAUAGUUCCAGCCCCAGGACUACCAACUUCUGCAGAAAACCCUCCCACUGAAAGUCCGGCAGCUAGGGGCUAGAGUCUGACUUACGCUCUCCCUCCAUUUCUUUUCUUGUUUUUGCUUUGUUUUGUUUUUUGUUUGUUUGUUUUUUGAGAUAAGGUUUCUCUGU